CAACCGUUGACCAGUGUUCCAAUAGAGGGGAGGUAAAAGAGAACCUUACAGAGCUGACUGGGAUGGCAAGCAGCUCGGCAGUGGUGCAGGAAACGACAUCGACAUUCACACCCUCCAUGAACCAAAUUCUGGUGGGCAGCUCUAGUGACCUCAAUAAAACCACCUCAACCAUGUCGUCGUCUGCCCUGACAUCAGUGUCUUCGCUAUCCUCUGUCAAGGUGUCCACCGCGGUCAAGUCCUCCACCAAGCACACGCUGGAAUCCCAGGGCCGGUCAAACUCAGAGAGUGCCACGAUGUCGCCCAAACGAAGGGACAGCGCAAUAGAGUCAUUGAUACGUGAGAGUGCAAUGCCCAUACUGCUGGUCACUGGCACAAAGUAUUCAAACAAAAACUCCUGUGAAGCCUCGGACCCUGCACAUGCAUCCAGCCCAUCCCCCAACAGUCAGAGCGACAGUUGUAUCGAUGGCGUUGGAUACCCGGUCGCCAAACGUUCUAGUCGGCUCAGUUCCGGGAAAUCCAGAUUCCUGCGCCGGCAGAGGUCGCUCGCAGAUGACACUGCUUUCCCUUCAGCGGAUCAGGACUCGGUGUUUGACAACUCUAAAGUAUCGACCGAGCUCUCUCUCCAGAAAGCAGCUGAUCACAGUGGUGAUAACAUCGACCCAGGAGGGAGAAGAAACCUGGAACUGGUGAAAAGAAAAUCUUUCCAGGAGUUGUCAACCAUUGAGCAGCAUGUGAGCAAAGAUGGUGAUGCAGGAGUUGUAGUAUCAGGGAACAGAGAUUUUGAUGGAAGACUUGGGGGUGGCAAAGAUGAGGCAUUGGAAUCAGUUCUGGAUAAAACCAAGGAUAACCUCAAACCCAAGUUGAACUCAUGCGUGUUUUGCUCAGAGAACUUCGAUUCUGUGGAAGCUUACAACGGCCACCUGAAAUCUCGAAAACACAUUGGAGUCUUGGAGUCGCUGGGUAUGCUCCCCGCUGGUACUUAUGAAAAACUACAGCAGAGCGAGCUGCAUGACAGCCGAGCUGAAGAAGAGGAAGAACAGAAGGUGGAGCUUAAAAUGGAUCUUGAUGAUGGCAAUAAUGGAUUUGACGGAUCUGGCAGCGGAGGGGGCAUUGUGACUAUGGAAGCUGUUGUCAAUGUUGGGGACGACCCCAGUGGAUCCAGAUUGGAAGGUCAAAGCUUGGAACCUGAGCAAGUUGUCUGUGACAUCAGAAAAGGUGAAGAGAGGGUAGGCCGUGACAUGCCGAGGGAGAACUUUGUGGAUAAAGGAGACAUCACCCAGGGGCAUCUGGUUACUGUUCCUAGAAAUGAAUUUGGAACAUUGAGGAGGGCUGUCAGUCUUCAGGAAGACACAAUGGGUUUUACAGGUGAAUAUUCCCAGAGAAAAAACUCUUUAAUUUGGUUGGACUUUAUGCAAAUAUUCUUUAAUAUGAGAGGAUUGCUAAUUGUAUGGUAGAUUAUAAAAAGGAAUUUUCAUUGAAACUUGAAAGCUUAACUAUAUAAGUAAGUUAAAAUGAUGGCUUCACGAGUUAGAGCAGCGGUUCUCAACCUGUGGAUCGCGACCCCUUGAACGACCCUUUCACAGGGGUCGCCUGAGACCAUCGGAAAAAGUUAUGAAGUAUCAACGAAAAUAAUUUUGGGGCUGGGGGUCUCACAACAUGAAAAACUGUAUUAAAGGGUCGUGGCAUUAGGAAGGUUGAGAACCAUUGAGUUAGAGGUAAAUAAAAGCUACUUUUGAUGCUGUUUUUAUUUGACAUAAUAAGACUGCUGGUUGGACCAUGAGAAGUUGAGGUUUUGUGUUUACAAUCUAUAACUUGCUUGUAUAUUGCUUGCAGUGUGUACUUGUAUGGUGAUUGCACACAAAAAUGUGUGAGAAUAGUUUGUAUGUUGAUUACAUUGUGAUAAUAGUUUAUGUGUUGAUUAUAAUGAGAUUAGCUCAUAUGCUGAUAAUUCUGUGAGAAUAAUGUAUAUAUUGAUUACAACACCUACAGAUGAUCAGCUGGUUUAAUUCUAAGAGCAUCAGUUUAACAAUGUCUUUCUUUUCAUUUGCCAGGAAAUUCUUCCACACCUGGCCAGGCCAAGCUGCACAGACCUGCAUACAAGCGUAAAAUCUCACAGCAGUCCCCUGUGACAGAGAGCGCAACGGUGCUGACCAAACCCCACCUCAAUGAAAG
This is a messenger RNA of Lymnaea stagnalis (great pond snail), 2172 nucleotides long. The record is from the annotation of a GenBank genome assembly. Lineage: Eukaryota; Metazoa; Mollusca; Gastropoda; Lymnaeidae.